AUGCUCCGCUCAGCUCGGGGCAGCCCGGCCCCCGGAGGCGGCUCCGGGAGGAACCCCGGGCUCCAGCUGCUGCAGAACUUCCGCUUUAGCGCUGCUGCGGGGGCGACGCGCGACUCCCGGGUUCAGCUUUCCGGCGCCUGGCGCAGUUUCCCAGAGCUCCGCGCCCCGGUCCUUCUUACACAGCCAGAAGCCCUAUUCGUUGCGGCAGCGCAGCAGCCACCGGGCAAGCGCCAGCAACGUCACAACCGCCCGCCAAAAUCGCACUUCCCACCCAGAAAGCUGCCCAAGGGCGGACGCUCCCGGGGCGGGACUUCCGGGAUCUGCGCCCCGCCCGCGCUCCCUCCCAGCCGGAGACGGCCCAGCCCCGGCGUCGCAGCUCCUGCUGGUGCAUCCUGGGUGGAGCCUGACUUUUCCCUGAGAUUUCUGCGAGGCGUCAGACACGCCUAGUCCCAGCUACUUGGGAGGCUGAGGCAGGAGAAUGGCGUGAACCCGGGAGGCGGAGCUUGCAGUGAGCAGAGAUCGCGCCACUCACUCCAGCCUGGGCAACCGAGCGAGACUUCCUCUCAAAAAAAUUUUUAAAAAUUUUUAAAAAGCCAAAAAUUUUUGUAAUACUUACCUCAGUACCCUUAAUUAGGCUUUCACAUCAUUUGAACCCAGGAGGCGG
Molecule: messenger RNA, 664 nt
Organism: Piliocolobus tephrosceles (Ugandan red Colobus)
Lineage: Eukaryota; Metazoa; Chordata; Mammalia; Primates; Cercopithecidae
Exons: 2
Coding region: 1-447 (148 amino acids)
Source: RefSeq, a predicted model, not a curated record